This is a messenger RNA of Pantherophis guttatus, 872 nucleotides long. RefSeq names its product NADH:ubiquinone oxidoreductase subunit B8 (gene NDUFB8). NCBI's taxonomy places the organism in Eukaryota, Metazoa, Chordata, Lepidosauria, Squamata, Colubridae. Gene Ontology annotation, cellular component: mitochondrion; respiratory chain complex I. The record is from RefSeq and is a predicted model, not a curated record.
CUCUAUGGCCGGCCGGAAGUCCUCCACCUUUCAGCUUCGACCUGGCGGCCGCCCUUGAAAGAGAAGCGAUGGCAGUCGCCGUUAAUGGGGUCCGCCUCCGAGCCCUCCUACGCCAGCUCGCCUGGCCGUUGACACCGGGAAAUGGCAGCCGCCGCCUCGCUUCGCAUCUGCCCAAACAUCUGCUUCCAGGGACAUACCCCAAGACUCCAGAAGAGCAGGCAGCUGCUGCAAAGAAAUACAACCUGACACUGGAGGACUAUAAGACAUAUGCAGAUGAUGGUUUGGGUUAUGGUGACUAUCCCAGACUCCCAGAUCAAUCCGCACAAGAAAAAAAUCCUUGGUAUGAGUGGGAUUACCCUGAUUUGAGGCGUAAUUUUGGAGAAGCGUUGCACCGGAACUUCGAUUUGUAUGUACGGACUCGGGUUGAUACGUCCCCGACUGUCAUUUCCUGGCAUAUCAUGAAGAGGUAUUUUUGGGGAUUUAUUGGAAUCAUGCUAGGCAUGGGUCUUGUUGGUGAGGUGUUUCCAGCAUACCAACCUGUGGGACCAAAGCAGUUUCCUUAUCAUAAUGUAUAUUUGGAGAACAGAACAAAUCACAAUAUUGAACCACUGUCAGAGAAGCACUAUGAGAUUUAAAAGUAUCUGGAGUUGCAGGGUUUUUUUUUUUUUUUUGACCUUUAUUUUACCUAAUUCUUGUUUUAAAGAUUGUCAUGGAAAAGCAACGAUGCUUCUUUCCAGGUGUAACCUAUAUCCUAUCACUUUGUUCAUAAAGAGAGGAGAAAAAUUACAGAAUGUUGGGUCAUUAUGUGUUGGGCAUGAGAAGUCUGAAUGGCAUAAGGAAAAGAAAAAUAAAUGUAAUAAUAUACAAAUGUA